Messenger RNA from Capsaspora owczarzaki ATCC 30864, 1503 nucleotides. RefSeq lists its product as hypothetical. The coding region runs from base 115 to 1404 and encodes 429 amino acids. The record is from RefSeq and is a predicted model, not a curated record. Gene Ontology annotation, cellular component: endomembrane system. Gene Ontology annotation, molecular function: acyltransferase activity. Lineage: Eukaryota; Filasterea; Ministeriida; Capsasporidae. The transcript is spliced from 5 exons.
AUCAUCAACAAAAACAACCUAAAGCGCCGAACAACCCGCUUCCUGUCUCACACACACUUCCAACACCAGAAGACAUCCACGUCUCCGUCCCACUCGACCGAAAAACAAAAAAAGAUGCCGCGGCCGCGUGUUCCGUGGUACAUGACGGUGGUUGCAGUCGGCUUUGGAUUGCUGGUGCUGAGCACCUUCACCUGGCUCGCUGCGGCCUUCCUCGUCGUCCUGCCGCUGUGGUACCUCGUCUCGCACAACCUGUACGAGCGGAUCGUCGGCAUUCUGAGCGAGAUUGCCUGCGCGUGGACCUUCCCGACCUUCCAAAAGUACUCGCUGGUCGACUGCUUCUCUUCGGGCGAGCAAAUCGCCUUCCCCAGCCAGAACGAGAAGGCCAUCGUCAUGUUCAACCACCAGAGCUGGUGCGAUGUGCCGAUUCUCAACGCAUAUCUCUUCUUCCAAGACGUCAUGUCCCGAGCUCUCUGGGUCGGUUGGAACGGCCUGUCGAAAUUCCCAUUCGCAUGGGCUGGCAUGCUCCGAGGUGAUGUUUGGAUUCCGUGUCGGUGGCCAUCCGACAAGCCUUACCUGGAUCGUAGCAUCGAACAACUCUUGUCCAGUGACAUGUUCCACUUGUACUGCUUCUUCCCUGAAGGCGCGCUCAAGCACCGCAAUUCAAUGGCCAAGUGCCACGCGUACUGCGAAGAGAAUGGAUUUCCCAAGCUGCAGUAUCUGCUCUGGCCACGCAAUCGCGCGUUUGUGUAUGUGGUUGAAAAGAUGCGGAAAAACCCAGCGGCCAAGUACGUGUACGACUACACUGUCGCAUACGAGGGCUUUGGAGAGGGUCGCGCGCCUGGAAUUCUCGACCUCUUCACCAGGCACUCGUUCACCACGAAAGUGCACAUUCAUGGCCGCAAAUUCCUGCUCGCCGACCUCCCCACCGGCGAAGACGCCCUGGCCGCGUGGAUUAACAACCUGUACAUUGAGAAGGACCAAUUGCUCAAAUUUUUCUGGCAAAACGGCACCUUCCCAUCGAACGUGCAUGAUGCCAUCACCGUGUCUCUCCCUGCCUCUGCGUCAGAGCUGGGCUCUCGGCUUGAUGUGGACGCGCCCCGCGCAAGCAUGAAGGUCGCGGCCGCAAAGGAGUCGUCCAUCGAAAGCAGCAGCAGCAGCAGCAGCAGCAGCAGCAUCAGCGGCUCGAGUGCUUCGUCUGAGACGCAAGCCCAAGUCCGCCAUCGGCUUGUUGCAGCCAAAGCCGCAGAGCUGUCCAAAGAAGCCGCAACGUCCUGGAAGAAGGCCCCGCUGCACAAAGUCGACUACCGCCAUAGCCGCAGCAUUCUCUACGCAGGGUUGUUUUUCUGUCUGAAUGGCGGGCUCCUUUACGCUGCAUCCUGUCUCUAUUCGUUGCUUUCAGCGUGACGUGUGUGUGUUGGGAGAUUGUUUUCGUUUUUUGUACUUGUUCAACGGCCAAAUGAGUUCAAUGUUUCGUUUCGUAAGGUGUUUCGAUCGACAGAAUUC